AUGGCCGAGCCAUUACCAUUGAUGGUCACCGCCGAGUUCUCUUUUCUGGUUCUAUCCAUUAUCCUAGAAGCACUCCUGAGAGGAUUCCCAGUGUGGUUGCACAACAUGCCUGGAAUGGUGUUCAGAACUACUAAUAAAGCAUAUAUGGAUGAGAUGCAAAACUUCACAACUAUGAUAGUAGACAUGGUCAAGAAAGAAAAAUUAUUUGCAUCACAAGGAGGCCCAAUUAUUCUUGCUCAAAUAGAAAAUGAGUAUGGAAAUGUAAUGGGACCCUAUGGAGAAUCGGGUAAAGCAUACAUUAAGUGGUGUGCAAACAUGGCUCAGUCUCUUGAUGUUGGUGAUCCAUGGAUAAUGUGUCAACAAAAUGAUGCUCCUCAGCCUAUGUUGAAUACAUGUAAUGGCUUUUACUGUGACAAUUUUGUACCAAACAAUCCCAACACUCCUAAGAUGUGGACUGAGAACUGGACCGGAUGGUUUAAGCAAUGGGGUGGUAAAAAUCCUCAUAGAACAACCGAAGAUGUUGCAUUUUCUGUUGCAAGAUUCUUCCAAAGAGGAGGAACUUUUAAUAAUUAUUAUAUGUACCAUGGAGGCACGAACUUUGACAGAACCGCAGGUGGUCCAUACAUCACAACUUCAUAUGAUUAUGAUGCUCCCCUUGACGAAUAUGGUAAUUUGAGUCAACCAAAAUACGGGCAUUUGAAACAACUUCAUGAUGUUCUUCACUCUAUAGAGAAAACUCUAACAUACGGAAACAUCUCCACCAUUGACUUUGGAAACUCUGCAUCGGCAACAAUUUAUAAAACCGAAGAAGGAUCAAGCUGCUUUUUUGGAAAUGGAAAUGAAAAUUCAGAUGCAACAAUUAGUUUCCAAGGAGAAUCUUACGUUGUCCCGGCUUGGUCUGUUACCAUUUUACCGGAUUGCAAAAAUGAGGCUUAUAACACCGCCAAGAUUACCACACAGACUUCAAUGAUGGUUAAGAAACCAAAUGAAGCUGAGGAUACCCCUUCAACUCUGAAAUGGUCAUGGACACCAGAAAACAUGGACAACUUCCUUUUGAAAGGAAAAGGAGAAUCUACACAUACACAACUAUUUGAUCAGAAAGUAGUCACCAAUGACCAAAGUGAUUAUCUAUGGUACAUGACUACCGUUAAGUUUAAAAAACGAGAUCCUUUUGUGGGUAAAACCAUGUCUCUUCGCAUCAACAGUACUGCUCAUGUCCUUCACGCUUUCGUCAAUGGAAAAAAUAUUGGUAAUCAACACGCUGAGAAUGGAAAAUUUAACUAUGUAUUUGAGAAAGAUGUGAAGUUUAAGUCUGGUCGUAAUGUCAUUGCUCUUCUUAGCAUAACUGUGGGACUUGCGAACUAUGAUGCUUUCUUUGAAAGUAAGCCGGCUGGAAUCACUGGACCCAUUUUUAUUACUGGAAUAAAUGGUGAUGAAACUAUAGUUAAGGACUUGUCUGCUCAUAAAUGGAGCUACAAAACCGGUUUAAAUGGGUUUGACAACCAACUCUUUAGAACGGAAGCAAUGUCUAAAUGGUCAGUUGAAAAUGUACCGUUUAACCGAACCAUGACUUGGUAUAAGGCUACAUUCAAGUCUCCCUUGGGAAAUGAUCCAGUUGUUGUCGAUCUUAUGGGACUUGGAAAAGGUACAGCUUGGGUCAAUGGAAACAACAUUGGGCGUUAUUGGCCGGCAUUCAUUUCAAGCGAAAAUGGUUGUGAUGCAAAAUGUAAUUAUAGAGGUGCUUAUCAUGCUGAAAAAUGUCUGACCAAUUGUGGAGAACCCACACAAAGAUGGUACCAUGUUCCUCGUUCUUUCUUGAAUGCAGAAGGAUAUAACACACUAGUUUUGUUUGAAGAGAUGGGAGGAAACCCAUCGCUUGUCAGUUUCCAAACUACUAGAGUAGGAAGUGUUUGUGCUAACGUCUACGAAAAAACAAUUAUUGAGCUUUCAUGCGACAGAAAACCCAUUUCUGCCAUCAAAUUUGCAUCCUUUGGUAACCCAGAUGGCAAUUGUGGAUCUUUUGAAAAAGGAACUUGUGAAUCAAGUAAAAACACGGCCGAUAUUCUCACACAAGAAUGUGUUGGAAAAGAGAAGUGUUCCAUUGAUGUCUCAACAGAAAAGUUUGGUGCACCAGAUUGCAGUGGUGCUCCUAGAAGGCUUGCAGUCGAAGCUAUAUGUUAA
Messenger RNA from Brassica rapa (field mustard), 2181 nucleotides. RefSeq names its product beta-galactosidase 15. Lineage: Eukaryota; Viridiplantae; Streptophyta; Magnoliopsida; Brassicales; Brassicaceae. Gene Ontology annotation, molecular function: hydrolase activity, hydrolyzing O-glycosyl compounds; carbohydrate binding. Gene Ontology annotation, biological process: carbohydrate metabolic process. The record is from RefSeq and is a predicted model, not a curated record.